UGAAUCUGAGCGCCGAAGUGAGACACGUAUUGUCUCACAACAGACCCAAAACGAUAUUUGCGGCCAAACGUCUUCCGGGUGUGACUCCGGCGGCGAUCGUCUCUCUCCUGUAUUAUAUGAAACGGAUCCACAAAUCGGCGGUUAUGUCACCAAAACGAUUGUCUCACUAAAAACGGGUGAUUCAAUUGUUGAUGAACAACUGGAAGCCCAUCCACGACAUCAACAUGAAGAAUAGUGUGACGGGCAACAGUGAGACGUACGGCUUGUUAAUCGGGAUGUGGUUGACCCCCAAACCGAGCACAAUCGCUUUGGAAAAGACGGUUCCAAUCGAGCACUUCAUAGCACCAGAAGUCGACGAAAGUGAGACGAUUGCCGGCCAUCCACUCGAAAUUUGGGAUCAAAAACGGGUGAAUAGACGACGUGUCGGAGGCCGUCGUUCCUCAUGUCCUCCAUAUAGUUCUCAAUCAUAUCUAUUCUCGUCUUUUCGGCGUCCGUUUGGCCGCAGAGGCCGUGCUUUGAGCCCAAGGAAGGUUAGGGAAGUCGAGACCCAAAUCCCACUUCACUCGCAGCCAGUCCUCCCGGAGGUCCGGAUCAGUCCAGUCGUGUCCGAUCCGAUAGCGCACGUCAGUGAAGGCAAUGCCCACGAAACAAUAAUUGGUUCAGAAAUUCAAUUGCUUAAUGAUUUGUAUGGUAUGCUCGGGAUUCCGGACGGUAUACCCGAUAGUGCGCGGAUCCGUAUAGAUCUCGUAGUCGUUACCUCCCGGCGCCGUCUUAUCGCCGAAGAAGUAGAUCUUAUCGAAGUCCUUCUCCACGAAUCGCAAGCAAUAUGUUUUGUCCCAACNCACGAAUCGCAAGCAAUAGGUUUUGUCCCAACCCUUCGGGAAACAGUCGAAACUGAUUUGUCCGCCGAUGGCGUAGCAGAGGUUCAGCUCCUGACCGAACCGGGCGUUCAGUGCGUCCACAAACUUCUGGCGGAUGUGGUGUUUGGCGUCAUAGGCGGCGAACUCCUCCCUCUGCCUCUGCGUACAGCUCCGGCCCACCGGACAUAUGUUGACCAAACCGUUGCGGAACUCGACGAAGUUUCCGCGUUUGACCGGCAGUUCCACUUCAGACAUAUACCGCAGACAGAAGUUGAUGAACGUCUGGAGUUUCUGUUCGCCCACGAACUCCGCGAUCGACUCCGUGGCCAACAGCGAGCCCUUCUUGUAGGCCACCAAACCGUUCUCAGCGAACACGUAGUCGUAUCGGUUGACGAUUGUGUACGAAGAUUGCGCGCUGUUCUCACCCGCGCCGCCCAUCUGUUCCGCAAUCUUCGACAGGUCGGAGCCGCCCACCAGUCCUACAGACACUCUCGAGCGAAGAUCUUUCAGGAACUCUUCCAUCUCUGGGCUGAUCCUCAGUCGCGAUGGCGUCAGAGUGCCGUCGAUGUCGAACAGCACCAGUGUCUUCGAGUUGUUCACCGCCGAUGA
Oppiella nova is the source of this 1469-nucleotide messenger RNA. The record is from the annotation of a GenBank genome assembly. Lineage: Eukaryota; Metazoa; Arthropoda; Arachnida; Sarcoptiformes; Oppiidae.